AAGAAGAAGAAGAAGAAGAAGAAGAAAAUCGCGCGGCCGAGAAAAUGAGUGAGCUGGAGGAUAUCAGUCUUCACAUUCAUGACAGGAUAUCAUCCUUACAACGCAUGCUGGAUCUAUCAGUUGUUGAAUUGCCUCAAAAUAAGAAUAGAAAACUUGGACUAGAAAUGUUUGCACUGGAGAACCUUUUAGAAGAGUUUGAAAAACAUGUCUGCCAACAGAAGGAGAAACUAAAGCAUUUGAAGGAUCUUGAGAAGGUAUUGAAGAAGGAGGUGGAAGAUGUUCAUCACAUGAAGGACAACAUACCGGCACACAUGCCCAUGACAAAAGUCCCAACAAAUGGAAAUGAACCUGUUUUGAACAAGAAUGAAGCAGCAGAUGAUCAACUUGUCCAACCAGAAAAUGUAAAAAAGACCAACAAAAGCAUCAAAGAGAUGGAGUUUAUCACUGUACCAGAGUUUGAGAACAUCCCACCGUACAUGAAAGGACGUGUUUCAUAUGAUCAAAUUAAUGCUGUGGUGCAGAGCAUUAACAAAGCUGUAACAGCCAAGUACAAGAUCCUCCAUCAGUCAGUGAAAACUCUGAGUAAUCAUUCACGCAAACUUCACCAACGCUUCAAGGACCAGGACACGAAAGAUACAAAAGGUCAGUAUUUUGUGGUGGAGGAUGACAUUCGGGAAUUUACACCAACGAGGGUGGACAAACGAUUUCAGGGGAUUUUGAACAUGCUUCGACACUGCCAGCGUCUGCGGGAGCAGCGAGGGAGAGGCCUCACCCGCUAUAUUUUGUUAUGAUUGAAGACUCAGUCACAUUAUGCUUUCAGUUUAUUUUCUUUUUAAACCAACAGUGAUUGUAAAUGUGUGUAUUACAAAUAAUUUUUUUUCUAAAUUGCUGAAAUAAAAGUGGAAUAAUAUUUGAAA
Molecule: messenger RNA, 917 nt
Organism: Limanda limanda (common dab)
Lineage: Eukaryota; Metazoa; Chordata; Actinopteri; Pleuronectiformes; Pleuronectidae
Gene: ska1
Product: spindle and kinetochore associated complex subunit 1
Exons: 7
Coding region: 45-791 (248 amino acids)
Biological process (GO): chromosome segregation; cell division; regulation of microtubule polymerization or depolymerization
Cellular component (GO): spindle microtubule; mitotic spindle; outer kinetochore
Molecular function (GO): microtubule binding
Source: RefSeq, a predicted model, not a curated record